Molecule: messenger RNA, 4768 nt
Organism: Bolinopsis microptera
Lineage: Eukaryota; Metazoa; Ctenophora; Tentaculata; Lobata; Bolinopsidae
Product: membrane-associated guanylate kinase, WW and PDZ domain-containing protein 1-like
Exons: 14
Coding region: 324-3851 (1175 amino acids)
Biological process (GO): signal transduction
Cellular component (GO): cytoplasm
Molecular function (GO): protein binding
Source: RefSeq, a predicted model, not a curated record
AGUUUUGCAACCGCUAACCGAUAAUUCUUAGCUUGCUUGUUGAUCCGUAUCUAGUUUUACUCGUGACUUUUAGUGCUCGCAUAGAAAACUUGCACUCUCGUCGUCACUUCCGUAGUUAGUUUUUUCUUGUCAUGAUCAACAUUUUUUGACACUUACCAACCAACAACUCACUAGGAAACCAGCUGUUAAACACGACCAUGAACCAAUCAGCAGGCUCCGGAGGGACCACGUGAUAGGUACGCCCUGCACACUCGACAUGACAGUGCUGUUGCUGUGUAAACAGUAGCCACCAGCAGUAGAGAGAGAUCACAUCGUUUGGUGUUAUGUUUGGAGUGUUCCGCAAACACAAGAAGAGUAGCAAGACCGUCCCCUCCCCACCCCCUCCCCACUCUCAGCAACCACCCUACGACCCUCAGCUCCAUCAGAAGAACGGUCACCAUGGUCACCAACAGCAGGUCUUCAACCCUGUGAUGUAUGUUACCGGACCUGGAUCAAGACCUCACCACAACGGCCACCACAACGGGGUCCACCAGAACGGGGUCCACCAGAACGGGGCCCACCAGAACGGGGCCCAGCCAUAUUACCAAAAUGGAGGAAGCCUUUAUCAACCUGAUAUAAGACCGCACUACCAUCAAAACGGAGGUCCACCAAACCUUGUUAACGGCUCCACCUCCCACAAGAACGGCGGGGUUCCCUCCCAAAACCACCACCUAACCAAACACAACCACAUCAACAUUGGACCACCUCCGGUCCAGAACAAAUGGGUCAACCUGGAUGAUCCAAAGCAGAACGUACGGAAAGGGAGGAGAUCCCGAGGACACAACCCGGCCGUGAUACGGUCCAACAGCGCGGGGAGUGUGAAGAGUCAAGCCUCGUCUGUCGAUUCCUGUUACAGCACCAAGUCAGAGCAGUUCAAGAACUCUGUCAGGAUCCCAGACACAAAGUUCUCUGGAUCCUGGACCUCCAACGAGUCAGUUAACAGUAGAAACAGGUCAAACUACAGUCUCGCUACUGAGAGGAAGCGAGUUAGGGAGUGGAAUGUGGAUAUCGGCCCCAGAAGACAGGACACCAAACCCCCCGUCCUCUCAUCCGCCCAGAUACCCUAUACCACGUACCGGGGAGUGGGGGAUCCGCCCCCCAAGUCCUCCACCAAGUCCCUGAAGUCGAGCUGUGGGAAUGUUUCCUCUACGGACAGCAGCAGACAACACCCCUUUGUAGCCAGUUAUAUGAGCUCAAGUACCCCGCCUCCAGCUUAUCACAGUGACCCGUUAUCUUCUAGUCACGGUUCUAAUGGUUACAUAAACAAACGAACGACCACCCAACAUCCCAGCACGCUCCCUAACCUACAACAUCCUCCUAACGAAACCAUGCUGAGUGGAUACGGGUCACCAGUACAAGCUCCGGGGCGUAUUGUCACGGCUACUCUCUACAAAACCACCAAAGGGUUCGGUUUCACGCUCUCUGGUGGUGACAAGAGUGGGCAGCCUGUCCUUAUCAAGAGUGUAAAGCAGGGAUCUCCUGCUGACACCCAGGGAGGUCUUCUGGCGGGUGAUAUCCUAGUGAAAGUGAACGGUCAGAUAGUGAGUAACCUGACGCACUCCGGAGUGGUUCAGCUCUUUAAAGCUAUACCCAACGGAGCAGAAGCUAGGUUAGAGCUGCGGAGAAAUGAUAUACCUGGACACAACCAUCAACCACAACCAUAUCAGCCGCAUCAACAACAGCAACCUUUUCAACAGCAACCCUACCAGCAGCAACCGUAUCAACAGCAACCUUAUCAACAACAGCCUGUACCGUAUCAACAGCAACCACCCUUUCAACAACCACCCUUUCAACAGCAGCCUUACACCAAUGGCAGAGCCCAGGGAUACCCCGACCAAGGUGCGGAGAGCAGUUCCAGCAGGUCAACAGGAAGUGUAAACAACCCCCACGGGGACCUCAUUCCAAUCUACAUAGACAAGGGAGAUAAUGGGUUUGGGUUUACAAUCCACCAGAGUAACGCCGGCCAGAGAAUAAAGACGGUGAUGGACCGGAGCAGGUGUGCUUAUCUUAUGGAGGGCGAUCUUAUAGUUCAGAUAAACAGCGAGCCGUUAGCGAACAAGUCCCACGGAGAAACGGUUCACCUGUUAAAGGGGAUUCCACCUCACACUCGAACCCUGCUUCUCGUCAGCAGGGCGGACCCGGAAACAAAACGGAAAGACAAGAAAAACCGUUCCUUCAGAUCACGGCAACCUCCCCCUCCACCGCCUCCUCCACAGCCCCUCCCUCCUCAACCACUCCUCCCCCACAACAACCACGUCAUGACGUCUUCGCGCGCCAACCCACCCCAGAUAAAUCCUCUGACUCAGCCGCGCAUGCCGCUUACAGUCCCCGUUUACGGGAUGGACUCCAACAGGAUAUCAGACCAUGGUUCGGUGCAGAGUGGCAGUGAUCGCCAGCACCAUCAACUCUGGGAGAGUCCUGUUAGGUCAGCUGGUUCUGGGGGCUGGGACCCCAUCACCCAGUUUAACCAGGGGGCUCACUCGUGGGACAGCACGGGCGAGUACCAGGAUGUUCAGGUCAACUUGCAGAAGGAUAACAAUGGGUUCGGCUUCAAGGUUAUUGGUGGAGAAGAGCAAGGUAUCCCUGUUGCUAUCGGUCACGUGACUCCGGAGGGUCCUGCGGAGGGUCUCUUACAAAUCUACGAUGAAAUUCGCACCGUAAACGGUCAGAGCGUAUUAGGGGCAUACCACACGGGUGUCCUGUCCCUGAUAGGACAAGCAGCAUCGUUCCAGGGUAAGAUAUCUCUAGUGGUGAGGAGACACAAGAACCCAGAACUUCUCUUUAAUGUGUCCGGUCUCCAACCUCCUGCUGACAUUAAUGUAGACUUGUCCAGGUAUAAACUAGUAAACAUGCGGAACGUAACAUUGACCAAGGAGCCUGAAGACGGCUUCGGAUUUGUGAUCCACAGCUCGCUGCGCGCAGAGGACACUUUCAAGAUUGGAAAGGUGGUUGCAGGCAGUCCGGCUGGAAGGUGCGCAGAUCUGUUGGAGGGAGAUAGUGUGAUUACUGUCAAUGGAACUGUUAUCACCGGACUGCAACACAGAACAGUUGUGGAACUGAUCAAGAAGUGCGGAACUUCCGUGGUCCUAGGUGUUGGGACUCCUCAACUUGUGGAGGAGGACGAAGAUUCCGAAUGGAGAAAUCAAACUGAAGAGCUUGCCAUUGCGCUGGAAAGAGACGAGCGAGGGUUCGGGUUCAGUAUCCGGGGUGGUAAAGCCUUCGAAGAGGAGGACACUCUGUUCGUUCUGAGGAUAGGUAAAGGAGGAGUAGCUGACAGAGACGGCCGAUUGAGAAGAGGUGACGAGAUUAUUGAGAUUAACGGACAGAGUAUGUACGAGGUGUCGCACCAGGAAGCAGUGGAUAAGAUAAAGAGCGGUGGAAGCACUCUUAACUUAGUGAUCAGAAGACGCAAGUUGGAGAUGCCCCCAAUUAUUCAACUCGGUUUGGAGGACAAGCCGGAGGUUUUACAGUAUCCAGACAGAACUGAAAUAAUAUCUGAUUCGAGGUCAAAGAAUGGUGAUACUCCAGAGAAGGACCCCACACCAAGCAGUUCGCCUAUCCCCCUCCACAUCGAUACACCUACGGAGCCGAGUAUGGAUCAAGUAACACGCGAUGAAUUACCCGCCUCUCCGGUGGAAACAGCGCCUUCGCAUGAUGAAACGGAACAGUCACGUGACGUCAUCACACCACAAUCACAUGACGUCAUCACACCACAAUCACGUGACGUCAUCACGCCACGUGACGCGCGCCACGAGUACGACAAGUACGAGCCGGAUUGUGAACUGAGCGCUGGGUCCUCUCCCGUCGACUGAGAGUAACCUGAUAAACCUGAGAGAGAAUCCUCUGACUCUCUUGUUUUAUUGAUUCGAUAUGUUUCAUGUCACAGAAUAAGUGGUACACUUGUGCUGAUAAAGAUUUGAUCCGAGUGACCGUCAUGUCACGUGACCGCCAUGUGACCACGUCAUAAAGAGGCGUCAUCACGAUCAAGCAGCUACACAACGUGAAACAUUGGAUGUUUAAAAAAGGACUGUAUUUGUAUUGGAGCAUUUUUAUUUAUCGUAAAUCAUUUAAAUCAUUUUAAGAUUAACAUACUCGCUGCUUUUUCGUUCUAAAAGAAGAAGGAAAAACGAGUUAACAGAUAGAGUCUAUCUGUGUAACCUAAGCGAUCCAUGAUCUCACGACAGGCCCUACAGAUAGACUACAAAUAGAGCUGUCAGCUUAUAUCUGGGGUCAUCAUUUAGGUUAGGGAUGAAAUAUUAGGAUGUAGCGUUCACUGUCAGCUUAAUUAACAGUAGCUAUUGUUUGUAAGAUUUGGUCACAACUGCACUGGUUUGUUGUAUGCGGUUUGGUUAAUGGGGAACAACGUGGGUCACUGUGAGUGUUACAAAACGUCACCACGAUUCAACGUUAGACAAAUGUUUUGAGGAACACAUGGUCUUCCUUAAAGUGAGUGUAUUUGUUAAAUUGUAAUUCAUUAACCGAGUUUGUUGUAAAUUUUAAUUUUAUAUUUAUUGAUUUACCAUGUUGCUAAUUAUACAUUGCAUUUCUUACGAAAACCAUUGAACUUGAAGUAACAAUACCGCCUUUUUGAUUUGUUAUUUUUUCAAUACUUUUACUUCUUACAGACAAUAAAUAUUAUGAGGGUAACAUAACUGGUUAUAUCUUUUAAGAACAUUUAUUAGAUGCAACCUUGUCACCUUGUUAAUGUUAUGAUUUCACUUGCUUGCAC